GCAGCAUAAAGGGUAGCGUAAACCCUAGUGUGCCGAAAUAUAUACCAACCCAAAUUUGAGUCGAACCGAACCAGAAUUCUAUCUUGCUCAAUUCGCAGGCGCUUCCAUGGGAAGCCCUAUUCCCAUUCGAUGGUUCGAGGGCGGACCUUCUCCUCGCCGCUCGAUGCCAAAUGAAUGGCCGGAUCGUAUGCUUUCCUAGAUUAUGGGAGCUUUCCUGCGAGAUGAACUCGUAUCCCAACUCCCAGUAUUUAGAUUUCAGCGACACGGAUGAGAGCUAUGAAUUCUUCCGUGAAGACGCUCGAAAGAUUGCCUCUUUUCCCCUUCCCGGCCGUCGAGCGGAUCACUCGCAGGUGUGCUGAGAUAAGCAGCUUCGGUUUGGUGUCUCAGAAGAAGAGUAGUUUAGCUGGUGCAAUCUGGAGUAGGAUGUCGCAAAGCCUGGACUCUGUGCAACGCUCUGAAGGCAAGGCGGGAGCUGUUCUUCCUGCAACAGAUGCUCACGUUGAAGAAGCAAUUGAGGCAAUCAAAGCUGAGCAAGUUAUUGCAGUGCCCACGGAUACUCUUUAUGGAUUCGCAUGUGAUGCUUGCUCUUCAGAAGCAGUCAAUAGAAUAUAUGAGAUCAAAGGACGUAAGCAGACAAGUCCUCUAGCAAUUUCUGUUGGUGAUGUAUCCGAUAUAUCCCGCUUUGCCAUUGUCGACCACCUACCUCAUGAUUUGCUCUAUAGCCUCCUUCCUGGACCUGUCACUCUUGUUCUUAAGCGAGGUGAUUCUAGCAUUUUGGAGAAGUCUCUAAAUCCCGGUUUAGACAGUAUCGGUGUUCGUGUGCCAGACUUCGAGUUUAUCAGAAGCAUUGCUCGUGGUUCCGGAAGUGCUCUAGCUCUCACAAGUGCCAAUCUUAGCGGACAACCCAGCAGUGUUAGCAUCAAAGAUUUCGAAAACCUUUGGCAACAUUGUGCCUACGUUUAUGAUGGUGGAGUUCUUCCUUCUGGCCGUGCCGGUUCAACAGUCGUUGAUCUUACAAACCCAGGAUCAUUCAAGAUUCUGAGACCUGGAAGUGCGAGACCAGAAACAACUGCAAUUCUUGAGAAAUUUGGAUUAGAAGAAGCUCCUUGAUGAUGAGAUUAUGGUGACAAUGAAGGGUUCCUCCAGCAGCUUAUUGUAACUCUUCAGCGUGUAUUUUGUGUGGGAGAGAAGCAGCUCUAAAUUUGUAUUUUAACCCUUUUGAAGUAGUGUAUUUUACAGAUUAAACCAUUAAGAAACUGCUUUAUGUAUUUGCUUUGUAGUUUUUGUUCUAUUCUAUUUUAUUUCCUUUAA
Messenger RNA from Zingiber officinale, 1311 nucleotides. Its product is annotated as yrdC domain-containing protein, mitochondrial-like. The coding region runs from base 268 to 1110 and encodes 280 amino acids. Gene Ontology annotation, cellular component: cytoplasm. The record is from RefSeq and is a predicted model, not a curated record. The transcript is spliced from 5 exons. Gene Ontology annotation, biological process: regulation of translational fidelity. Gene Ontology annotation, molecular function: nucleotidyltransferase activity; tRNA binding; double-stranded RNA binding. NCBI's taxonomy places the organism in Eukaryota, Viridiplantae, Streptophyta, Magnoliopsida, Zingiberales, Zingiberaceae.